Pseudoliparis swirei is the source of this 1364-nucleotide messenger RNA. RefSeq names its product prefoldin subunit 2 (gene pfdn2). Gene Ontology annotation, biological process: protein folding. Gene Ontology annotation, cellular component: cytoplasm; prefoldin complex. Gene Ontology annotation, molecular function: protein folding chaperone. The transcript has 4 exons. The record is from RefSeq and is a predicted model, not a curated record. NCBI's taxonomy places the organism in Eukaryota, Metazoa, Chordata, Actinopteri, Perciformes, Liparidae. The coding region runs from base 27 to 512 and encodes 161 amino acids.
GUCCUUCUCAGCAACACCCUUCCAAGAUGGCAGCCAACAGUAGCAGCACGGGCAGCAAAGCCAGCCUCACCGCCAGCGGAAAACCGUCCGGCCCGUCGGCCGAACAGGUGGUGGCGACAUUUCAGAGGAUGCGCCAGGAGCAACGCGGUAUGGCGUCUAAAUCUGCAGAGCUGGAGAUGGAGAUGAACGAGCACGGUUUAGUAAUUGACACCCUGAGGGAAGUGGACCCUUCGAGGAAAUGCUUUCGUCUUGUCGGAGGAGUGUUGGUGGAGCGGACGGUAAAAGAAGUUCUACCGGCUUUGGAAACCAACAAAGAACAGAUCUCCAAAAUAAUCGAAACCCUCAACACACAGAUGCAGACGAAAGGUUGCGACCUCACUGAGUACAGGGAACGCUACAACAUCCGGUUGAUGGGAGAGGGCGAAGGAGAGGAAAAGGGCCAGUCGGCAUCAUCAUCCAGGGACGGCGAAGGGGGCGGGUCUAAAAGUGGAGCUGGCGUUCUAGUGUCGUAAUAACAGAAGCGCGACCGUAGGGCCUUAUGAUUUCUGCAGUACUGAAAAAAAUGGUUGGCGACAUUAAAUCUAGGUUUCAAAGUUGAACUUUUCACAUGAAAAACAUUGUUUUGGAUUACAUUUCCGCUUAACAUAUUUCACUUGGUAUUAAAGUUUUUUUUGCAAAAGACACAAACUCACUACACAUUGGGUGUGUGACAACAAACGGCUGUUUGUCUUCUGCCUUUUAGUGUCAUUGACUAUUUUAAUUUCUGAAAUACUUUCAAGUACUUGUUUUAGUCUUACUCACAUUUACAAAUGAGCAAAUUUGUGUUUUACUCUAUCACAUUGCUGAAAAUACUUCCCCAUAUUCAGAUAUAAUUCCCAAAGUUGCUACGUUACAAAAUAAAAAAAAGUCCAAAGCCUAAAACUUAAUAGAGUACACGCAUGGUUAUUAAAGUAAAACUACACCACACUGCUUUUUUUUCUGGUAAACACACGUUUUUUUAACCAACAACUUAAUGAGGUGGAAAAAACCCGCUGAUUUUUGAAGGUUGACCUUUAUCAAAGCAGCACAGGAGCUUGACGGCAUCGGUUAUGAGCAUGAACAAGAGAAUAUACCCAUAACGUGUCACUUGAUUAAAAUAAAUGCGUCUCCAUUGUUUAGUUGGUGCCGAACGGCUAGUUUGAAGUCGGGAUGUGACGCCAUUGAAAACAGUGAACGUUGUCACAUUCUUUAUGAUCUGUAGCACAUGCUAGAGCUUUGGUUAAAUUCAUUUGUUAACUCGGUCUAAACUGAGGACAUGUUCAUGUUGUGGUAAAGACGAAUAUGUUUUUGUUGAUGCUCAUGAAUAAAAGAAUGUCACAAUUGUA